AUGUCGACGGAUCGGGAGAAGGAGCGGGAGGCGGAGCUGGAGGGCGCCAUGUACACCAACUGCCUCCUCCUCGGCCUCGAUCCCGCCGUCCUCGGCUCCCCCGCCGGCGCCGCCCCCGCACGCGUCGGCCUCUUCCGCCACUCCAACCCUCGCCUCGGCGAGCAGCUCCUCUACUUCCUCCUGUCCUCGCUCCGCGGCCCCGCGCAGUCCGCCAAGGACUUCGACAAGGUGUGGCCCAUCUUCGAUUCCGCGCAGUCCAGGGAGUUCCGCAAGAUCGUGCAAGGCGUCAUCAGCGAGCUGGAGCAGCAGGGGGCGCUGCCGCGGAGCAACUCCAGGGUUUCGUCCCUCGCCACCUGCUGCGGGCCGAGGUUCGUUGAGCUUUUGUGGCAGCUCUCUGUCCAUGCCUUGAGGGAGGUCCACAGGAGGACGUUUCCGGCUGAUGCGGCAUCAAAUCCACUGCCGGCGGCGCUCACAGAUGUCUCUUAUCUUCAUGCGGCUGCAUUGCUUCCUGUAACCAAGGCAAGGAUUGCUCUCGAGAGGAGAAAAUUUCUAGAAAAUGCAAAUAUUGCUGUUCAGAGGCAAACAACCUGGUCGAAUUUAGCCCAUGAAAUGACUGCUGAAUUCCGAAGUCUGUGUGCUGAAGAGGCAUGUCUGCAGCAGGAGUUAGAGAAGCUACAAGUUAUGAGAAACAAAGCCAAGAUAGAGGGGGAACCGUGGGACGAACGUAUAUCAAGCUCGUCUGGACAGAAUUCACAUUUGGUAUCUAAGGCAACACGUUUGUGGGAAUCGAUAUUGGCUCGCAAAGACCAGCAUGAGGUUUUAGCUUCCGGGCCAAUUGAAGAUCUUAUAGCACAUCGUGAGCAUAGGUAUCGCAUAUCUGGAUCGCAGUUGCUAGCAGCAAUGGAUAUGGGUUCAAGUUUGGACAAGCAGGAGCAGAUAUCUCUGUUCCAGGGAAAGGAAGAAGCCCUUUCAAGAUUAGAUGAUAGGAAUGGGCGUGCCCAACAAACUGUUGAUGUAGCUGAAAUUCUUCGACGGUGGACUCAUGCUUUGCAGCGUAUUCAUAAACAAUCUCUUCAUUUGGCCAAAGCAAAUGAUGGGGAGGGGCCAGAAUUACUCCGCAGUGCGUCUGACGGCGAAACUAGUAGCCAUGCUGACUCAUUAACUGCAACACUGGCUGAACAUCGCCAGCAUUUAGUCAGUAUACAGGGCCUAAUUAAUCAACUCAAAGAAGCUAUUCCAGCAAUGCAGCAGUCAAUAGCAGAACUUUCAGAAGAAGUGAAUAGUGUACCUAGUAACCCAAUGGAUCAAACAAACUCCAGACAGUUGUCUUUGCAAAAUACAGUGCUUGGAAGAUCAGAAGAAAGCAGCUGCGAAGUUUCAGAGAUGACUUCUAAGCUCUCUUCAAUGCGCAUUGACAAGGCUGGGAGUAGUCCUGCUCUGAAGCUUCCUCCUUUAUUUAGCCUGACUCCGAGUUCUUCUGGAAAAGGAAUACAGACACAAAGACGGAAUGCCCUAGCACGCCAACCUAGCAAAGAAAUUAUGCUGGAAGAGAAAUCACUUAUUGACCUCUCAACCAAAGAUCAAGCAAAUGGUUCAGUGCAUGAAAAUGAUGGUUAUUUUGCCCAUGACAUCAGGCGUUCUGUUCGUGAAGCCGCUCUGUCAAAGCCAUUGAGCAGCAGGGAGAGUGCACAGGACAAGAGCAGUGACGAUGGUUCAGAGCACUUUUUCAUUCCCCUAUCAACAGUUGCUUCAAGGAAGGACGUGGGUGCUGUGGCAAAUCGAAGAAAACAAAGGACAGGUCUACCGUCGUCACAGUCGAAGUUGCUCAAGAGCACAGGUGAUCCUUACUUCAAUCCUGACAGCCCAAUGCCUGCAGCCCCAGCUCUGUCAGGUAAACCGAAUGGCUAUGAUGAUCCAAGCAGUGCUGCAAACUUCUUUGAUCCAGUCAGUGGUCAAUCGUUUAUGACGGAUGAUGCUCUGGAUCAAAUGUUCUCCCCGCCACUUAUGUUGGAGCCUUCCUUGUUCCACGACACGUACGCGUACGAGGACUUGCUCGCACCAUUAUCAGAAACUGAUGCGGCUUUAAUGGAACAUUAG
This is a messenger RNA of Triticum turgidum subsp. durum (durum wheat), 2097 nucleotides long. The record is from the annotation of a GenBank genome assembly. NCBI's taxonomy places the organism in Eukaryota, Viridiplantae, Streptophyta, Magnoliopsida, Poales, Poaceae.